This is a messenger RNA of Gavialis gangeticus (Gharial), 2974 nucleotides long. RefSeq names its product interleukin 17 receptor B (gene IL17RB). The transcript has 11 exons. The record is from RefSeq and is a predicted model, not a curated record. Bases 802 to 2409 code for a protein of 535 amino acids. Lineage: Eukaryota; Metazoa; Chordata; Crocodylia; Gavialidae. Gene Ontology annotation, molecular function: interleukin-17 receptor activity.
GCUUCUGGCCUCUGUGCCACCUUUUUUGCAUACCGGUAUGGACAACUUUUGUGCACCGAGGAUUAUGUCCUUGAGGAAUGACCACUCUUCAUCCAUACUCUUUCCCUGUGGUCCAUGAUCCCAUAGGGCAUUACUCACUGAAGUCCUUAGCUUACUGAAGUCAGCUAUUUUAAAGUCAAGAAUGUGUACCUUACUGACAGAUGAUGGACAGUGAAAGUGAUAGUGUCAUGGUCACUGUUGCCUAGGUUACCCUCUAUCAUCAGAUUACUCAUCAGGUCAUCCCCCUUGGCCAAAACUAAAGCUUUAGGAUUUGGUCACUAUUUUUGACUUCUUCACUCUACUUCUGUGAAUACAAGAAGCUCUAAAUUUCAUAGAGCAAGGUGGGGCAAAGCUUAAAGCUAAAAAUGCAGGUGUCCCAUGUAACUCAUUACUUGACAUGAGCUGUUUCUCAGAGUGGAAGGGUACUUGCUUCUAGUGAAGGGUGAUCCCCAGAGGGAGACAUCCAGCUAUCAUUCUUUACCAUUCACACUGCUUUGCCCUCUAGGUUUCAGUGUGUACAUUAUUUAUUGGCUUUGAGCCAAAGCUCAUGAUUUUUUUCCCUUGCACUGCUUUCAGGCCUGUAUCUUGGGCAGUGGGUGGGGAAAGACUGAGUUAUAAAUUGUCUGGGAGGAAGGCAAAGAGGAAAUUAAAGCAAUGAGUGCAGCACUUUGACUUGCAGUUAGUUGUUCUGAGAAAGGACAGGAAGGAGCAGAGGGGAAUUUCAACUUGAUUGCAGAGGUCACAUUGUUUCUGCCACUGAAGAUGACUCUGGCAGCCUGUGUCCUGCUGAGCUUGGUAUUGAGCAGCUGUGGUGCUGGGGGAUAUGCCGAGCUGUCUACUGAGUGUGGUUUAGAGACAGGUCCUGCUUCUGAGUUGAGACAGUCAUACAACUUGACACCUGCAGAUCUUUAUAAUCUCAAUGCUAAGUUCAUUGAAGAUGAAAAGGAGACACAGUUCAGGUCCUACCUUAUAAAUAUAAGCUGGGGCCUCAGCAUGGAUGCAAGCAUCAAAGAAUUGACAGCCACCAAGAUAUGUGUGAUCAGUCAAGGAACUGUUAGACACUUUGAGUGUGUUCGAUGCAGUUACACAGAAAAGUUUCAAAGUCAAACUACGGCAGGGAAUCAAAGAUGGCAGUUCCAUUACACUGGAUUCCCUGUAGAACCAGUCACUAACUAUUUCAUCCAUGCUUACAACCUACCUCCAGCAAAUAUAUAUGAGGAUUCAUCUUCCAAAACUCUCUUUCUAAUUUCACCAGGCUGUAAUGAUCAUGUAAUGAAAUAUAGCAAAAGCUGCAUAGAAGAAGGAAGUCUAUGGGAUCCAAACAUAACUGUAUGUAAAACAGAGGCAGAAGUGGAAGUGAAUUUUACCACAAGUAGCCUUGGGACAAGAUAUACUGUAUUCCUCUGUGAUACUGAGGACUGCAGUGAACCUAUCGAGAAAGAGACUAAUGAAACUAGAACAUCUGUUAAACUACCUGUGAGAGAUCGAAGCAACAAUAUUACUGUACAGAUAAUUCCUUAUUUUCCCAAAUGUCAAUAUGAUUGUCCAAGGCGCACAGGAACCUUGACAACGUGCAUUCAAAAUUACAGCAAUGGGGCCAACACAAUUGAUUUGAUUGGAAGAUGCAUGUGUUUCAUCCUUGUUGCUAUAUUUAUAACUCUGUGUGUGAUUGUUGCUGUACUAUGUUUCAUGAAAAACCACGAAACAAUUAUGAAGCAAACUUUCUUUCAUCACGCAAACCUACACAAAUCUGUUAAAGUGCUAGUUAUAUAUCCAAAAGAAGUCUGUUUUCAUCAUACUGUCCUAACUUUUGCCAAAUUUCUGCACGACUCUUGCCAGAUUGAUGUUAUUAUAGACAUGUGGCAAAAACAAAAAAUUGCUGAAAAGGGCCCAGUACAAUGGCUGGCGGCUCAGAAAGAAACUGCAGAUAAGAUAAUUUUCCUCUGUUCAAGCAAUAUUGGUACUGAGUGUGAUGAGUCCUGUUAUAAAAAUAUAAGAAACCACAAAGAUAACUCUGACUGUAUGUUUGCUCUUGCAUUUAACCUCUUCUGCAGUGAUCUGAAAAACCGGUCUUCUCUGCACAAAUACAUAGUGGUUUCUUUCAAUGAAAUAAAUUCAAAAGAUACCCUACCAACUGCUCUGAAAAUCUGUCCAAAAUAUUAUCUUAUGAAGGACAUUGACAAUUUUUGUAGACAUCUUUCUAUUCAACAUAGCCAGACCAAUGGCAAAAGUACAAAAAAAGUGAGUGGCUGGCGAUCUAGCAUCAGAUGUACACCAACUGAGGAAUACAGCAUGGGAAUAAAGGAUAAAAGCAAGGUAACAGCAGAAGAAGAGUGUAAUUCCACAAGGCUGUUGAUGGGUUUAAUGUAAGUGUGCCUGUAUGAAAUUAAUUCUGAAUUAAACACAGGUUUCCUUUCACAACCCUUCAGCUGAGAGAACAGAAGCUAAUAAUUUGGAUGGGAAUGGUAGCUGCCCAACUUAAAGACAUUUUGUUCUUCCAACAACUAGGAAAAUAGUUUAAAGCCAUGGUGUCAAACUUUUUUGUCUCUGCAGCCCAAAUGACAUGCAAGUGCUACAGUUAAUUCCCAGGGCCCCUGGAGUUGCCGUACUUGUACAAUAUUAGAAUCCAGGCAUUAAUGCAGCUGCAACGCACCUUGAACACCACCUAAAACUCCCAAAUUGAGUAUAUAUGUGGAGUGACCACAGCAUUAACCCUCCCUGGAUUUUAGAGAGCACUAACCUGUUUAGCUCAGAGGAGGGCUCAUCCAGUCCAGUGCUUUCCAACUAGUGUGCUGCAGCGCAAUUGUGUGCAAUGAGGCACGUCCAGGUGUUCCUGGAAUUUUGGGCUGGAGCCAAGCCCCUGCCUGCUGCCACACAGACAGACAGCAGCCAGUGAUUUGCAUCCAUGUGCUGUGUUUAGUUGUGCUGCACCCCC